GAAGCGGAAGUCGGCGGGGCCGGAAGUGAAGGGCGGCGACGUGGGCGGCGGAGCGGCCGCCGCGAUGGAGGGUCUCUACCACCAGACCAACAAGCAAGUCCAUGAGGUCCAAUCUUACAUGGGGCGCCUGGAGACUUCAGACAAAGACUCAGUACACUUAGUAGAAAAUGAGAUUCAGGCAAGAAUAGACAAUAUAUUCAGCAACUUGGAACGUCUGGAAAUCCUGUCCAGCAAAGAACCUCCCAAUAAGCGGCAGAAUGCUAAACUGCGGGUUGACCAGCUGAAGUAUGAUGUUCAGCACCUGCAGACAGCUCUGAGGAACUUUCAGCAUCGCCGUUACAUCCGGGAGCAGCAGGAGCGACAGCGAGAAGAGCUGCUCGCGCGCACAUUCACCACGAACGACUCUGACACCACCAUCCCGAUCGACGAAACAUUACAGUUUAACGAAUCCCUCCAGAAUGCCCACCGUGGCAUGGAUGAUCUUAUUGGCAGUGGGACCAACAUCCUUCAGGGGCUGAGGGACCAGAGAGUGACAUUAAAGGGUACUCAUAAGAAGAUCCUGGAUGUUGCCAACAUGUUGGGCUUAUCCAACACAGUAAUGCGGCUGAUCGAGAAGCGAGCCUUUCAAGAUAAAUACUUCAUGAUUGGGGGAAUGAUUUUGACUUGUGUAAUUAUGUUCCUCGUCGUGCAGUACCUGACAUGAGCUACCAAACUCUUGCCGGAGGAAGUCGCCGUUUGGAGCAAGAUGGACUGUCCUCCACACUGUCCUUUCCUCUGAGCGCCGCUUUGGCUGAGCCCCUCCUGUCAACUUCAGAGUUUACAAAUCCCACUCGGACACACGGCACGUGGAAAGCACGUCGGGAAGCACAUUUUUUCUGGGGGCGCUGAAGGGCCCUCUGAAAAUAUCCCUGGCCUUUACUGCUCUCACCUGAUUGUCUGCAAGGUUAACGAUCCGCUUAAAAAGGAAGCAGAAGUGAAAUUUGUGCCCAGCUGUAUUGCGAGGUAGCAGCGGCCUUUUGGGUGGGCAGGGAUGAGGGGAUGUAGCGAGCCUUUCCUGCGCCUGCUGGAGGUGGCCCCGGUCGCUGGAUUUUGCAAUGGAAGAAUGCCACCAAGGAGAAUUUCCCAUUGUGGGCACGCUCCUGCGGAAUAAGUGCGCAAAAAGAGGCAGGAAGUGAAGGUAUUCCCAUCUGCAAACCCACCGCGUCGCUUGGAGGGAGAAGGAUUUGUGGGGAAGGGUCUGAAAGCGCGGUUAUAACCUCAGCCAACUUUUAUGUUUACGCGUACAGUAUUAACCAGCACAAACCUUCCCGGUUUAGGCUGAAACGCAUCUCGGCUUACUCAAGGUAUGUUUUGGUACCUUUUUAUGCCCCGCUGCUUCCCAGUGGAAGCUGAACGCUGCGUGCUCCCGCCUGCUCUCGCUCUGAGGCACGUCAGGGCUGCGUCGUCUUGCCGUGCCGCCCGCCAGAUCCGGCCUCCCGCAGCUGUAAGACACAUUUUUCAGCGCUGGUACACAUCACGUUUUGGUGGGUUGUAUUCGCUUUUCUGAGGCGGUUGGUUGGGGUUUUGUGCUCUGUAGCUGGCGUUUGUUGUGAAUUGAUGAAGGGGGCCAGUCCUCCCGGCGCUCAGACUCGGGUUUGCGGGGUUUGUGUUCCUGGAAGCGGGACGGGCUCUCGGCUGCGCUUUGCGUUCAGGGUAACGGCGGGAUGGGAGCAACAGACCUUUCACCCGAAACCCGCUGUCGUCAGAAGAGUUUCCUGAAGUGGCGUGCCGUGGGACGGCAGACAUCCCUCGUCCCUGGGAAGGGUGUUCUUUGCGUUAUCGUUUGUACCUGCAAAAUGGCUGCGGAAGACAUUCUCAUACCUGUUGCCUCACGGAGAUGACAGCCGGCGCAGACGGAUCUCCUUGGCUGCAGACACCAAUCCACGGUUAUGAAAUGCCUCAUCGUUUAAAUAUGGUACUUCUCUCCCCGCGGACCGCCACAGGAUUUUGGGCGUCAUCCACUUCCAUCAGUGGUCAGACGCGUUCCCAUCCCGAUGCGUGUGGAGCAUUUCCAGAGGUCUGACGGUGGCCCAGAAGUGCCACAUUCAGAGGAUGGGGCACAAUGCUGGAAAUUCUUUCAUUUUCUUUUCUUUUUUUUCUUCUGUCUGGAAUGGUUGUGGGUCUUUGGUAACAGGUUACAAGUUCUGCAUCCUCUUUGCUGCAAUCAGCUCUGCUUUGAUGAUUACGUAGCCUGUUGCAAACUUGGAGAAAUGGUAUUAAUAACUGUAAAUAAAAAUAAAUGGAUUUCGGUUAAUAUGGGCAAGUGAAAGGGGCUUUAGCCGUGCUCAUUUACAGUCGCGUGACUAAAGCGUUGACUGGCCUGUGUGCCAUGGCCUGGCUUUAAAGCCCAGAUGAGAGUACCCAGUUUGACCAGCUGCCACAGGCCAGUCGGCUUCUUACUGGGAGCCCGGGGCAAGGCAAGGGCCAGCAGCGCCUGCAGGAGGGGCGGCCGAUGCGCCAUCAGCGCCCGGAUAAUCCUGUCGGAUGGUUCAGCAGAAGACAGCAGGGAAUCCUCCAUGCCUGUCGGGUGCCCCGUGUCCUGCCCGCCUCCUGGCUGGCUGUUCCCGUGCUUCUCCGCGUGUUUGAUGCUUCUCGAGUGAUUUGUGCUCGUCGCGUUCCACGGCCGAGGAAACCCAGCAGCCGGCCAAGCACGGAAUCGGUUUUCAUUGGAGCCUGGGGGACUUGGGAAUUAAAAGGAAAAGAGGAAGUCUGCAGUGGGAGAUCAUCUGUCUUACUGUAUCUUUAAUCUAAAUUUACCUUAAAUUUAUUUUAAAUGUGAAAUCUGAUAGGUUCAGCAUACUACGGGCUUGUGAGACCGUCGUCUGUGAGAACAGUUGGGCACCGUGUAAGGGAUCCCCAGCAAAUCUCUUUCUGUUCUGAUAAACCGGGCCAGUUCCACCUUGAUUUUAUAAGGUUAGGGUUUAGCGCUUAGAGGAUGGCAUUUGAUGGUGUCUGAAGUUUAUUUAGUUGCGACCUGGCGUAGCAGGAUUUCUCUUACACCAAGGUGGGACUCCAGCCAACUUGUUUUCCUUCUUUGGCUUGCGGCAGGAGCCAUAAAAUAAUGGGAACUGGAUUUUUUUUUUUCCUGUUUUUGAGACUAGCGUGGCAUUUUCAUGCGUGUUUCUCUGUUCAUUGAUUUUGCCUUUUUAGAGUCUCCUUGUCCUUCUGUAGGCUGAUGUCCUUUUUGUAAGCAAAGUGUCCUUGCUGCUCGCCGUGUCUGAAGGCCUGAUGUAGGGCCUGAAGGAGCCACUUCGGUAACUGGAUUUGAUAACGUGCAACUUCAAAUUCGUACUACAUGUGAUGUCCAGAAUCAUUUAUAAGAGCGUCUGUGCUGUCUCGGUGUAAAACCCUGGAAGCCUCGGUCAUUCCAGCGUGCACGGGGUCCAGGGUCCUGCUGACGUGAAAUGGGACGGAGCUGGAACGCUGGUGCUCCACACGCUGCUGCUGCAGCUCUGAAGUUCCUUGUCUUACGAAAGAUGGCAUUUCCUUCAACAGAGCUGUUCCGCUUCCCAGCUUCUGGGGCAGAGCAAGCGUUCCAGCUGGUGGGUGAACUGCUCUCUGACAGGAGGACACUGUGGAAACUAACUUGCCUCUGGAAAAAAAACUUUUUACCAGUAUUUUAUACCUAAAGGGGCAAGGGUGGGACAUGAUGUGAUUCAUGUCAUGUGAAUAAAGAUUUUUUUUCAA
Molecule: messenger RNA, 3726 nt
Organism: Chroicocephalus ridibundus (black-headed gull)
Lineage: Eukaryota; Metazoa; Chordata; Aves; Charadriiformes; Laridae
Gene: GOSR2
Product: golgi SNAP receptor complex member 2
Exons: 6
Coding region: 65-703 (212 amino acids)
Biological process (GO): vesicle fusion; intra-Golgi vesicle-mediated transport
Cellular component (GO): ER to Golgi transport vesicle membrane; SNARE complex; endoplasmic reticulum membrane
Molecular function (GO): SNARE binding; SNAP receptor activity
Source: RefSeq, a predicted model, not a curated record